CACUUUCUGUGCUGCCUUUGUAACACUUCCUAGUAUACCUUCUGGGGGUGGCAUGAUGUAGAUCUACCAUUGCAUCCUGUAAAUGUAAAUUUAUAUAAAAGUUCUUUUUGAAAAUACUAAAUUAAAUUCAGUUACAUAAUUGCACACUCAUUCUCUUUCUAAUCAAAAUGUGCGAUUUCAUUUUGUAGCAUCAACAUUAGUAACUGUGCCAAUAAUAUGAGGAUAACAAUUGCUCGACGCAACUUAUUUCGACACGUUUUUUUCUAGUGGAGAGUGUCAUGUCAUAUGGUAGGCGUAUCGGUAGUUAUCGCAUGCCGCAAGAGUAGAAUAACAGUAACAUGAGAUGGUAGUGUUCAUAAUCCUAAUUUGAAGUUAUUUACAGUUUACGUUUAUAAUCACCUACACAUUUGCCUCAACUUGUGGAAUUUAACAUUCUGAAACUUCCCGUAUGUGAAACGUGUGUACAUGCUUUCAAAUUCUUUUCAUAGUCACGUACAUCUGUUGUAACACAGCGUCAGGUAAUAUUUACUAUGUGCUGGAAGACUCGCAGCUCGUCUAAAGUUCAGUGAUAAGUUUGCUGGCACCAAACACUUUACACCAUAAAUUGAUUUGACACUUGACACAGUGGUGUACAUUCGCAAACGUUGGCAAUCUUGAUUGUGUGCAAACUGCACAGCGCAAUAUUUGUGCUUACAGAGAAGCACAAGUAUCGUGUUUUCGGUGAACUUUGCGAUUUGUGACUUUUUGUGUACGGUACAAAAACAAUCGAGAAGUGGGUGUUAUUAGCUUACUGCUUGAAUACAACUGAAAGCCGUGUGAUCGCCGUCCCCAUCACAGAUCUGGAAUGGAUGAUUUAGACGCGCUGCUGGCGGACCUGCAGAACACGACCCUGGGCGGCGCCCCCGCCGGCCCCGGCCCCGGGCCCGCCCUCGGCCACGGCCACGGCCACGGCGGCACGUACCCGGGCUCGCACGCCUCGGCCAGCCCCACGCCGCCCCCGCACUCCUCCGGCGGCUACGGCUCGCUCAGCGGCCGCGGCCACCACGUGCGCGAGGCCGUCACCACGACCACGACCACGACCGAGUACCGGCCCGCCGGCGCGCCGCACCCGGAGCCGCCGCUCUCGCCCACAUAUCAGAAUCAGCGACUGAUUAAUGAUUCUGUAAUGACCAGUAAGACAGCCUAUCAACAAAGCACUCCUGCAAAAAUGCCAUCACUGAAUAACAAUCUUUCUGAACUGGACACACUGCUUCAAGAUUUGAGCAAUGCACAUUAUUCAAGCUAUACUGAAAGAAGAGAUAUGAGCACAGUAAAUGGUUCAACAACACCAACUGGACGACCUUCAAGCUCACAAGAAACUAGAGUCAGACCAUCAGUUGAUAGCCUACUUGAUGAACUAAAUACUGUAGUCCCAAAUGGUGAUGUAAAUGAUACACAUCAGCAGACAAGUUCUAUGAUAGUUCGGGAAGUCAGGACAGAUAUCGACUAUCCGAAGACAUCUAGUGCUGGUGCAUCUGCAGCCACAAAAGAAUUAGAUAUACUGAUGGCAUCAUUGGCAGAUUUCAAGAUCAAUGCCAGCACACAUCAGCAUCAGACAGUAACUGAUUCACCAUACGCCAAACCAAACAAAGCUACAAAAAGUUCUCCAGGACCCCAAGCUUCUCCCCAGAUUCAUACCCAGCAGCUGACAUCGUCUUCUGCCACAACUGUUAGUAGCUCCAAACAGAAUCAACUUGAUUCUAUGCUUGGAAACCUUCAGGCAGACAUGAGCCGUCAGGGGGUCAACACGACUCAAAAGGGAUGCUGCAGUGCUUGUGAUAAACCUAUUGUUGGACAGGUUAUCACUGCUCUUGGUAAGACAUGGCAUCCAGAGCACUUUACUUGUACACACUGUAACCAAGAACUUGGAACACGGAACUUUUUUGAAAGAGACGGUCAUCCUUAUUGUGAACCUGACUAUCACAAUCUCUUUUCACCUCGUUGUGCUUACUGUAAUGGCCCAAUUCUUGAUAAAUGUGUAACUGCAUUGGAGAAAACAUGGCACACUGAACAUUUCUUUUGUGCUCAGUGUGGAAAACAGUUUGGUGAGGAGGGAUUUCAUGAACGUGAUGGAAAGCCUUACUGUCGUGAUGACUACUUUGAUAUGUUUGCACCAAAGUGCGGUGGCUGCAAUCGCCCAAUUAUGGAAAAUUAUAUCUCAGCUUUGAACAGUCAGUGGCAUUCUGACUGUUUUGUUUGCCGGGACUGCCGACAGCCAUUUCAUGGUGGAUCAUUCUUUGAUCAUGAAGGUCUACCAUACUGUGAGACUCACUAUCAUGCCAAGAGAGGUUCUCUCUGUGCUGGUUGCCACAAACCAAUAACAGGUCGCUGCAUAACAGCAAUGUUCCGCAAGUUUCAUCCAGAGCAUUUUGUGUGUGCUUUCUGCUUGAAGCAACUAAAUAAAGGCACAUUUAAGGAACAAAAUGACAAACCAUACUGCCACAGCUGUUUUGAUAAGUUGUUUGGCUGAGAAAUUUAAGAAAUAAAUAACUGGAGAGAAUUAUUUUUAUUUUUAUUUUUAAAAUGUGUAAUUGCAGAAAGCUUAACUUUGUAUUUCUUUGUAUGUAUUAUUGUGUAAAUCUGUUUUCUUUUCCAGUUGUAUUUCUUAUGUGUAUAGAGAUAGACAUUUCUAAAAUGUAAUGUUGUUUUACUUGCCAAUAACUACAAAUAUGUUUUUCGGUCUCACUGCACCAUUUAGUAAGAUUUUUAGCAUUGCUUCUUCUCAUUUUAUGUUAUAUAAAUAUGUGGGACAUAAUUUUAUUGUUUACUUCUUAAAUUACAGCCAUCUAAUUUUGCAGACAGUUCAGUUACCUUUUUUUUCUGAAGACAUGAAGGUUUUGUAAUUCAUUUUUAUAAUUUUUAUGAAAGUUGUAAGAUUAUGGUAGACAGGAGUUAGUGAAUUGUACUAAUAGUCUAAGAAAUUUUCGGAAAGAAUAUAUUAUCUCUUAUCAUUUAUUUUUUGUUUUACCAAUUUUCCUGUUUCUGCAAAAUGCUGAUAGAGGUGUGCAAGUACUCAGACAAUGUGUGAUUCAUGAAUGUACAGAGAAUAGCAGCCAGUUGAUGUGAAAAUAUAUUUGUUGUUUAUCAUCUCCCUUUCCUCCUACUACACAGGGAUACUGUAAUUGUUAUCAUGUUUCUUUUUCUCAUAUGUGAGUGAAAAUACAAUGAAGUUUAUAUACAUUAAAAAUAUAGAACUGUUUGGUUUUAAGUGUAAUAGAUAUUUCUGCAAAUUUAUUUUUGUAUAAGUCAUUAUGUGUCUGUGUGUCCAGUUUGCCAUGUUAAUUUUUUCAAACUGCCUUUUUUUAUAUGAGUUAUCCUCUUUUAUGACAUCUUUGAUUUAAUGUGCCAUCAAAUUAUAUUUUGUUACUCUCACUUGAACACAAUAAAAAUUUAAUAUCUUA
Molecule: messenger RNA, 3440 nt
Organism: Schistocerca gregaria
Lineage: Eukaryota; Metazoa; Arthropoda; Insecta; Orthoptera; Acrididae
Product: paxillin-like
Exons: 10
Coding region: 845-2509 (554 amino acids)
Source: RefSeq, a predicted model, not a curated record